AUGGGACCCCAUACUUCCGGGGUUGAUUCUCCCAAAAACCAUCGCGUAGGAGAACAUUAUGGUACACACAACCCGGUUCCCACCAUCCAAAAGUUCCUAGAGCACUUGGAAAAAGAUAAGCAGGACCGUAAAGCCCAUGAGGAGGCUGUCACUGCGAGGGAAAAGGAAGAAGAUGCCCGCGGAGAGGCGAAGCCUCAUAAGCCGCGGAAGAGACCUGGCAAAGGUAAAACCCGUAUGGUUACGGACCCGACAACUGGUCGCGAGAUAGAGGUUGAAGAUCAGGAUGCGGAUUCGAUGGAAGUGGUGAAGAAUCCCAAGCCCAAACUGACAGCUUAUGCAAAAAUAAAGGAUGUCAGGACCUCCCCAAGCCAAAGCCUCAAGGACUAUAAAGAAAACCAGGAUAUAACGGCACCCCCGGACCCCAUCGCAGAGGGUACUACUUCCGACGUCCCACUCCACGGAGAAAUCACGAAUGUCCUCUUUCAUCCAACCCCGUCCAUUUCCUACAAGCCUAUGUAUGACCAACUAGAGAAAAGAGGGACUGGACUAUGUAUAGGUAUCGUAUUUGGAAUCCUCUUCGUGGGCCGGAUGUUUGGUGGCUCGCUUUGGGCUCUCUUCCCCUUGGCUGCCUGCAUUGCAAGUGGUGUGUGGCUCUGGGUACAAGAAGUCAUUCGGAGUGGCCGAGAGAUGGAAUGGAGCAGCGAGAAACUUCGAGGGCAAAUAGCUAUUGCUAAUCUCCUGCCUGAAUCUGUUGAGUGGAUGAAUUCGUUUCUUGGAGUCAUUUGGGGUUUGAUUAACCCGGAAAUGUUGUCGCCUAUUGCCGAUACCAUCGAGGAUAUUAUGCAGGCGUCCGCUCCUAGCGUGGUUGAGAACGUUCGGAUUGCCGAAAUUGACCAAGGGAACAAUCCCUUACGAAUAUUGAGUCUGCGAGCUCUUCCGGACGAACACGUACAGCACAUCAAGGACAACGUCCGUGAAGAGAAUCUCAAGAAUAAAGACCCUCAAGAAGCCGCCGCUAUGGAGGAGGGCGGCAGUUAUUAUAAUAUAGAAGCUUCCUUUGCUUACCACGCAAAGCCGACCGGCCAAACCGCUUCGUCCAAAGCACGUAACAUGCAUAUGCAGUUGGUCUUUUAUCUGGGUAUCAGAGGCCUUUUCGGGGUUCCUUUCCCGGUUUUUGUGGAGUUGAUUGAGAUGGUGGGCACUGUCCGGAUCAGAUUUCAGUUGAUGCCCGAAGCACCCUUUAUGAAGGAUAUGACUUUCAGUCUUGUGGGAAUUCCUCAUGUCAGAGCCGGAUGUAUGCCGAUGUUCAAAGCUGGCGUCAAUAUUUUGAACCUCCCUCUUAUCUCGAAUUUCGUCAACUAUGCCAUUGGUACGGCGUGCGGUCUCUUUGCGGCUCCCAAAUCGAUGACAAUGGACCUCAGUAUGAUACUCAAAGGCGACGAUAUUAUCAAGGAGACUCAAGCUUUGGGUAUCAUGUGGGUUCGUAUUCACCGUGCAAUUGGGCUAAGCAAGCAAGAUAGACGUGGCAGCUACGGUGGUGGUAGCGACCCAUACAUAAAUCUUUCUUUCUCAAAGUACGGCAAGCCUAUGUAUUGUACAAGGGUGAUCACAGACGACUUGAAUCCAGUUUGGGAAGAAACUGCAGCACUACUUGUGAAUCCGGAACUUAUCAGUGCGGACGAGAAUCUAAGUGUUGAGCUAUGGGAUUCAGACCGCAACACAGCAGAUGAUAUUGUUGGUAAGGUUGAGCUGCCGAUCCGUGAGAUGAUCCAACAUCCAGCGCGGAUGUAUCCCCAAGUAUCUAAGCUGCAGGGUCUCAACGAGGGCAGCGAGAUGCCCGGUGAGCUACACUGGGAAGUCGGCUUUUUUGGAAAACCGAAACUGAGGCCAGAGCUAAGGACUGACGGCAAAAAGAAAGACUUACCCGAGAACCUCAGGGAUAACCCUCAAUUUCAAGAUGAUAAAGGAGUCAUCACCAAUGAGGAGGAGGAUGCUGUCACUCACACGCCACCGGACCCGCUCUGGCCUAGUGGCAUUCUUAGUAUUGUGGUUCAUCAAAUUGUGAACCUGCAACUUGCAAAUAUCAAGGGUAGCCGGUAUCGAAAAGGAAGAGAAUAUGAACCGGCGAAGCCAUAUGGAGAGAAUACGGAAGAAGAGGGAGGAGACCUGCCAACCAGCUAUUGCAAGAUUAUCUUAAAUGAUCAGCUGGUCUAUCGUACCCGGCCGAAAGCUGUCAGCUCAAAGCCUAUAUUCAACGCAGGCACGGAGCGAUUUGUUCGAGACUGGCGUUCGGCCAUCGUCACCGUGACUGUUAGGGAUCAGCGCUACCGAGAGCAUGAUCCGAUUCUGGGCGUGGUACCUUUAAAGCUAUCAGAAAUCCUCCAGACGAGCUCGCAAGUUACCCGAUGGUACCCUCUUGAUGGCGGCAUUGGAUACGGACGAAUUCGCAUCUCACUACUCUUACGGCAUGUUGAAACCCGGCUACCUCCUAACAUGCUUGGAUGGGAUGUCGGUACGUUUGAGUUCGCCUCGGAUAAAAUCAUCGCGAAGAACUUCAACCAUCGCGCUAAGAUUAAGCUACGGACGGGUGGCAGCAGCGGCAAGAUCCCACGAUACGUGGCUUCAAUCGAAGGGCAGGAUACUUCUUUCAACUUGACUAACGGAUCUCUCCAUAAGAGUAUCCGACUCCCCGUAAAGCAUCGCUACAGAUCUCCAGUUGUAUUCGAGUUCUACUCACCAGGAAAACAUGGCGCUGCAGCCUACGCAGUCCUCUGGCUCCAGCACCUGGUCGACAACGAAGACACUCCCGUCGAUCUACCCCUCUGGUCAACGAAGAACGGAAAGCGACUCACACAGAACUACAUCACAGAAGAAAACUGGGAAGCCAAACGAGAGCCAGGACUGGAAGACCUCCAGAUCAUCGGUCGACUCCAGUUCACAUGUCGCUUCACUCCCGGCAUCGACGAGUCUCAUGAACACUACGUCGUGGACAACCACUCCCGUGAGACCUACGAAACAUGGGAAGCGUGCAUCGCGGAGGGCGUACGGCCCCGAAGCAUCUCCCUCGAGGUCCCAGAAGAAACGGAACAAAUGCAUGAAAGAUCACUAGUCGACGGCCGCGACGUCCUGAAGCACGCCGACCCCAAAGAACGCCGCCAAUGGAUUGACAAACAAGGGCAGGAUUGGAGCGGCGCAUUCGGCAACGACCCUAGCGCAUUCAUGGAUCACGACGGACACAAGGUCGCCGAGCCCGGCCGCGACAAGCCACCGUACUCCGCUGAUGGCCAUUCCGUGGAGGCUGUACACCCCGAAGAAGAGGACGACGAUGACGAGGGCUCCUCCGUCUCCUCAUCCAGCAGGACUGAGACCUCCACAGAGCAACGACUCUCUACUGCGAAUGGCUCUCAGCUCACCUCUACGGAUACUCCACCCUCCACCACCGAAGAUAGUCUCGCUGGCUCAAGUAAGGAGAAUAAGCAUACGAAGAAGGCCAAUCGACGCAGUGAGCAACGACAACAGCGCGGCAUGAUGCAGUGGAAACCGGCUCGUAACGCGGUUUUCGCGCGUGAUGAGGCAAAGUUUGCGCUGCGGAAAGUGAGGAACAGGUUCACUGGCAAUCUGACUGGCCGGGAGCCCGAUAUUGAGACCGAGACUGGUAAUUAA
Aspergillus oryzae RIB40 is the source of this 3663-nucleotide messenger RNA. Its product is annotated as C2 domain protein. The record is from RefSeq and is a predicted model, not a curated record. Gene Ontology annotation, molecular function: lipid binding. The coding region runs from base 1 to 3663 and encodes 1220 amino acids. The transcript has 4 exons. NCBI's taxonomy places the organism in Eukaryota, Fungi, Ascomycota, Eurotiomycetes, Eurotiales, Aspergillaceae.